AAGGGCAAUAAGCACAUCCACUGCAUCUGCCGCUGAUGUGAUCCCAUCUGUGAUGGCCUUAAAACGGUUCCUGAGCAGAGAUUCCCCAUCAGAUCAUGGUGUGGGCACCACAAAAGCCGAACUGCUGAGAGCUGUAACCCGGAGAUUUGAUGGGAUUGAAAACGAGCCCCUCUACACUUUGGCUACUCUAUUAGACCCAAGGUACAAGGAUCGAUGCUUUUCUGCAGAGCUGAAGGCACACACACGGGGGCUGCUGUUAGAUCUGCUGGCUACACAGACGGGCCCUGAUGAAGGACAAGAACCUGGAGACAACAACAACACAGAUGAGCCAGCUGAGAAGAUGCCACGACCUGGUUCCUUGUCAUCGAUGUUGGGUGAGAUCAUGCAAGAAGAAAGGCCACAGCAGGCCACUGCAGCAAUGUCUCAGUUGAAUCUCUACCUGUCAGAGCCAGUCAUCUCUCGAGAUGCUGACCCACUGGCUUACUGGAGAGCCAAUCAGGAUCGCUUUUCUGCCCUCACCAUUGCUGCAAGAGCUUACCUGUCAGCACCCUGCACAAGUGUGGACAGUGAGCGCCUGUUCAGUGCUGCAUCCAACAUCCUGGAUGAUCGAAGAAGCAGGCUUUCAGCCAAGAAAGUUGAGAUGCUCCUCUUUGUUAGAAAGAAUCUGCCAUUGAUGCAUAAAUAGGCAUAGGCAUUUAUGUAGCCUAAGUAAUAUAGCAGCAAGUUUAAACCUCCUUUUCUGAAUUUAAAAUAAUGUUUGUUUUGCCUGGGAGGGGGAGCAUUGUUUACAUUUUAUUUAGUACAUAUACUUGGCUGCUACUUGUUUUAUUUAUUUUAUUUAAGUGCUC
Epinephelus moara (kelp grouper) is the source of this 848-nucleotide messenger RNA. RefSeq names its product zinc finger BED domain-containing protein 4-like. Gene Ontology annotation, molecular function: protein dimerization activity. The transcript is spliced from 2 exons. The coding region runs from base 53 to 685 and encodes 210 amino acids. The record is from RefSeq and is a predicted model, not a curated record. NCBI's taxonomy places the organism in Eukaryota, Metazoa, Chordata, Actinopteri, Perciformes, Serranidae.